AUGAAUGUUCAGGAGUUGCUGGUGAUUGGAGAUUCCGAUCUUUUGGUGCAUCAGGUUUUAGGAGAAUGGGCUACCAAGAACACCAAAAUAUUACCAUAUCUGUACUGUGUACAAGAGCUAAUCAAGAGGUUCACAAAGAAAGAGUUUAAACAUGUUCCGAGGAUUCAAUAUGAGUUCGCAAAUGCAUUGGCCACUUUGUCUUCCAUGAUACAAUACACAUACAAGAACUUCAUCGAUCCUAUCCCAAUAGAAAUUCAUAAAGAACCGGCUUAUUGUGCUUAUGUUGAAGAAGAAAGUGACGGGAAUCCUUGGUUCCACGAUAUAAAAGAAUACUUGGCAAAGGGAGAGUAUCCAGAACAUGCAACUCAUACUCAGAAGCGUGCUGCUAUAGCUGUUGUACGAGCUCUACCGCGACCCCUGCCUCUCAUGGCCCUAGCUGGUGGUACUGGUGCCUGCCCGUCCGAUCCAGUAGCUCGUGUCCUCGCUAUCUGUGAGAGAAUAUAA
Molecule: messenger RNA, 504 nt
Organism: Nicotiana tabacum (common tobacco)
Lineage: Eukaryota; Viridiplantae; Streptophyta; Magnoliopsida; Solanales; Solanaceae
Source: RefSeq, a predicted model, not a curated record